UUGAUAUCUAAAAUUAAUAGUAGGAGCAACGUAGGUGUGUUUGACAGCUGUAGCAUUUCUCACUAAUGUACACAUAACGGUGCUCCGAACAGCGAUUUGCAGCAUUUCCAACCACUUUUGGUCAAUUGCCAAUAGUAGAGUUAUUGAAAAAUCUAUAACGUGCUCAUGCAGUAGCUUCGUCAUCCCUCCUCAAUUACAGUAAUUGAAGGUCCAAGAGAUUUGCCAGUAGCUCUUCAUGUUAUUUGAAACCGAAAAAAAUUCCAAUAAAUCAAUGUGGAAUAAAUUUUCCGCCAUAGCAGUGACUAGAUACCGGGGUCGGAUAAAUUCCGAUCUAAAUUACCGAUCUGUGAUCGGUCGGUCGGCUAUAUGUUGCCGGUAAGUGUAAGGAAACGUUGGCAAAGUAGUUUUUCUUUUUUUGCCAGGAGCCAUCCCCUACUUCUCGAAAUCCCCGUGGCUCUCGCGUCGUUCGCGGCCAGGUGGUGGAGGUGGAGGGUUGGCAAGUUUUCAGUUAGUGUGAGUGCGCGUUCGUGGUAGCUUCUAGCGCUGGUAUUUGGUAGUCAGUCAUGCGCGCAGGGCAGACAGGAUUUCAACGCGCAUUCCACACUACCGUGCCGAGUUGUUUGACGGGUGGACAACAUACAACAGAAAACUGAAGAAGUUUAGUUUGAGUUCAGUUCGAAGCGAGUGUUGUCGCGUGGCCGGAGAUCGGUCUUGUUUUUGAUUCCGCGGUGAACAGUCGUUGUUUGUAACGAUUAAACAAUCGCCAGGUUUGAUUGCCCGGUUGAACGAACGCGCUUUUUGUAUUCCAAUUGUUCGGUGUAUCUCUGGAAUAACAUUAAGUAAAUAAAGUUAUUUAUUAAUUUUUUUUUGCCAAACCGAACGAAACAAGUGAACCGCAGGUACGGCCGUUGCGCUGCGUUGCCAAGUUGCGCCAGGUGAACGUGACCGUUUGGUUGUUCCUCUGUGUUACCUGAGCCGUUCGGUCGCCCUGCAACUACAGGAAGCUUGGAUACAGCCUGACGAUGUAAAAAAGGAAAACUCUCACGAAUUGUUCGCCGCAACUUUGGAUACUUUAUAACAAAGAGAAAACACGAAUUAACCCGACCUACGACAAGAGUAACCGGGUGAUAAAAAUGAAGAAAAAUCGUAAACAUCUUCCGAAUGGCCGCAUACUCCAGUGAAUAGUUAUUUGAUUGUUGAUUUUUUUGUUUGUUUUGUUACGCUAUCUAGAGUUCAAAAUCGGCAAUUACAAGCUGAUCACGGUGCAACAGAAGAGUUUUAGGCUGUGAUUGGAGUGACGGGGAAAGUGCCAGUUCUGUUUUAUUAUUAUAAUGGAGAAUUUGCAACGGAUUGUCAAACAUGUACGGCAUUGUCAGCUGCAAAAUUCGACGACGAGGACAACGACGCCGAAAUACACGAAGAAAAUGACGAACGCGCUAAAUAUAUUUGCCGCUCUAACUUUCGUAUGCAUCACAUUCGGCGCCUGCGCUGCCGAGUCACUUCAAGAGCCGAGAUUCUUCACUCAGCCGUCGAGGGAUGGGAAUAUUUUGAGCGAGGGCCGCAUGAAGAUAUUGCAAUGUCAAGCGAGAGGAUAUCCACAACCGAAGUAUCGAUGGUACAAAGAUGGGGCUCCUCUGAACAGCGAACUCAGUACGGAACACUAUUAUCGAAUUUCAAAUAUCCGGAGAGAAGAUGCCGGGGUGUAUCAUUGCGUCGCUACCAACGAUGUCGGUUCAAUCUUCAGCGAGAGGAUAGCAUUUUCCGUUGCAUAUAUGGAGGUAUUCGAAGACUUGGAGGAACGCGCAGUCUUCGUUGAAUCUGGUGACGCGGUGGUAUUGGAAUUACCGGAAAUUGCGAGUCAUCCAACUCCAGAAGUAAGUUGGCAAACAUCGGAUGGGCCACUGCAAUUUAACAUCAAAUAUGCAAAUACCGCGCAUCAGCACACACUUCUCAUCCUCUCAGCCUCCGAAGAGGAUCAAGGAUAUUACAGGGCACGUGCUAUGAACACGCAUGUUGGAAAGGAAGAGAACAGCCCUUUUUUUAAAUUACAAGUUACGGGAGAUCCGAAUAGAGAAAUAGCACCCAACAUCAUCAUCAAACCUCAGGAUAUGCAGAUCGUUAAAGACCAGCCCGUUACCUAUCUCUAUUGCAUAGCCAACGCUAGGCCUUUGCACGAGCUGGAGAUUCUGUGGUUCAAGGAUGGCAUACCCAUCGAGAACGCUGGAAUAUCCUAUAAUUUUUAUGACGUUUGGAAUAGAACGCUUGGUUUGACAUCUGCGAAUUUAACUCAUACCGGACAAUACACUUGUCAUGUAACAUUGCGAACAGGUGGUUAUCCAACUGUGACUGCUAGCGCGAAUAUCUCGGUAUACGAAAAACCCACCUUCAUCACCGAAUUGAAACGAGAGAUACUCGGAGAGUAUGGGUCGAUGGUCUCUAUACCUUGUGAUGCCGUCGGAAUUCCCACCCCGAAAAUUAGCUGGUUUCGAAACGCGGAGCCUGUAGACAAACUGUUGGGAACAAGGUACGAUAUGGAAGAGGAUGGUUCACUUGUUAUUAGAAAACUCUCGAUGGAAGAUUCAGGCAUGUUUCAAUGCCUGGCCACUAACAAAGCUGGGGAAGCAUCUGUUUACACUUGGUUGAAGGCCAAAACGGGAUCAGGGACAGGAAGAAUUGGCCAGAGAGUCGCCCGCUGGGCUGCUGGCUAUAAUGUAGUCAGAGUUCGACAGUCUGAUCGUCACUUUAAGUUCUCUCAAUAUCCAGACACAUCAAUACCAGUUAUGGAAUCUUCACCUCAAAAUAUAACUGUACUCGAUGGUAAAGACGCAACAUUCAGCUGCAGGGCUAUCGCCGCUCCAAUUCCGAAUGUUACUUGGAUUUUCAAUGAUGGGGAUACCGUCGAAGUUGCUGGCAGAGUGCAAUUAUUAGACAACGGCGAUUUAUUGGUUGCAGCAGUUAAACCCAAUGAUGCUGGAAAAUAUACAUGUAUUAGGGCGAACGAAGCUGGGUCUGUCAAUGCAUCAGCUUUUCUCACCGUUCUUGUUCGGACACAAAUUAUCCAGCCUCCGGUGGAUACCGCGGUGCUACUUGGUCACACGGCUGAAUUACAAUGCAAGGUUUCAAGCGACCCUACAGUGCAUUAUCACAUUGCCUGGUUUCAUAAUAAACAAGUUAUAAAUACUCGAGCAAGUCAGAGAGUGAAAAUGCGCGAUGACGGAGCCUUGGAGUUGGCUGCAGUGCGGCCAUCCGAUGUCGGAGAAUAUACUUGUUCCAUAGUUUCACCUGGAGGUAAUGAAACGAGAACUGCACGUCUCAGUGUCAUCGAGUUGCCAUUUGCACCCAUAAAUGUGAAGGCGGUAAGAGUCGAAGAGAUAUCACCACGAACAAUUAAUGUGAGUUGGGUACCCGGAUUCGAUGGCAACAGUCCAACUAACAAAUUUAUCAUACAGAGACGUGAGGUACCUGAAUUAGGUCCAAUACCAGACCCUAUUUUGAAUUGGGUUACUGAGCACAGUAAUGUAUCAGCGGAUAGUCGCUGGGUGCUACUAGAUAGUCUAAAAGCUGCAGCUGCAUAUCAAUUCCGAGUCAGUGCCGUCAAUAGUGUCGGUGAAGGAACUCCUUCUGAACCAAGCAAUGUUGUUGCGCUUCCACAAGAACCUCCUUCGAGUCCACCUUUGGGAUUUGUGGGCUCAGCAAGAUCAUCUUCAGAAAUAAUAACUCAGUGGCAACCGCCGUUAGAGGAGCAUCGUAAUGGGCACAUUUUGGGAUAUAUUUUACGCUACAGAUUGUACGGCUACAACGAUAGUCCAUGGACACGCCAGAAUAUCACGAAUGAAGCGCAGAGAAAUUACUUGAUCACAGAUUUGAUAACCUGGAAAGAUUACAGCGUUCAAAUUGCGGCAUAUAACGACAAGGGGGUUGGAAUGUACACCGAUACAGUAAAGAUUAAAACCAAGGAAGGCGUCCCCGAAGCCCCGCCGACAAAUCUCAAAGCUAAAGCAAUAAAUUCUACAUCAAUAAAAGUAUGGUGGAAACCUCCGAAUCCACAAAAAAUUAAUGGCAUCAAUCAAGGGUAUAAAUUACAAGCUUGGAUUAAUGGUAAUUUCACCGAAGAGAACGAAUACAAAUCGACAACAGUUCCGCCGAGUUUGUUUGAUCCCCUAGCAGAGCAGACAGCUAUCAUAACAGGGUUGAAGAAAUACACCAAAUAUAACAUCACAGUUUUAUGCUUCACUGAUCCAGGAGAUGGUGAACGAAGUGCACCUGUCGAAAUCCGCACAAGUGAAGAUGUUCCUGGUGCUGUUGAAAAUCUUCAAUUUGACGAAAUCAGUGAUCGAGCGGUAACAGUAAAAUGGAAUCCACCGAGCGAAGCAAAUGGAAUUCUAACUGGUUAUCAGCUCAGAUAUAUGAUCAAAGAUUCGCCAGAGUCAUUGAGGGUUGAAAACUUUACUGCCGAUGUGCAGUCGACGAAAAUUGAGCAUUUACAGGCAACAACGCAUUACAAAUUUGAAGUAGUAGCUUGGACGUCCAAAGGUGCAGGCAAGCCUAAAGUUGCGACCAUUCAAUCGGGUGUUGAGCCAGUACUGCCUGAACCCCCUACCAAACUGGCUCUCUCCAAUAUCGACGCUUUCUCCGUUGUUCUUCAAUUCACACCAGGAUUCGAUGGAAAUUCCUCGAUCACCAAGUGGAUAGUGCAGGCGCAAACGUCCCGAAACACGACGUGGUAUACAACGUAUGAAGUUUCCGAUCCUGACGCAAGUACCAUAACUGUUGAAGGUUUAACUCCAUUUAUGCAAUACAAAUUGAGGCUGAUAGCUAAUAACGUUGUUGGAAUAUCUGAACCUUCCGAACCUACGAAGGAAUUCCAAACGAUUCAGGCUCCUCCCUCCCAUCCACCUCGAAAUGUAACCGUUAGAGCUAUGAGUGCCACUGAUUUACGCGUUCGAUGGAUCCCACUGCAACAAGUAGAAUGGUAUGGAAAUCCUAGGGGGUACAAUAUCACGUACAAAGAAUUGAGGACAAACAAGUCAAAGAGCAUCUCGAUCGAAGAUCACACGGCAAACUCUUAUGUCUUAGAAGGCAUGGAAGAAUUUGCUCUUUACGAGAUCGUCAUGAAGGCUUAUAACGAUGUUGGAUCUUCAUCGCCAAGUCCAGAAGCGAUUGAAAGAACACGUGAAUCAGUUCCCUCGCUCGGCCCGGUAAAUGUUGAAGCAAAUGCAACUUCCUCAACAACUAUAGUGGUGAAAUGGGGUGAUGUUCCCAUCGACCAUCAAAAUGGACAGAUCGAUGGCUUCAAAGUAUACUAUGGUGCCAAUAAUCGAUCACCAUUCCAAUACAAAAGUAUUCCGAGUAAUUCCACAUUCACGACUACAUUGACAGAGCUCCGAAAGUUCGUCCAAUAUCACAUACAAGUCUUAGCUUACACUAGACUUGGCGACGGUGCUUUGAGUGUGCCACCGAUUAGAGUUCAAACGUUUGAAGACGCACCUGGGGCUCCAUCGAAUGUAUCUUUUCCGGAUGUCAGCUUUUCAACGGCCCGCAUAAUCUGGGAUACGCCAGAAGAUCCUAAUGGUGAAAUUUUGGCAUAUAAAGUCAUGUUCCAUCUAAACAGCAGCCAAGAUCAUCAAUUUUCUAAGGAGUUUCCAGCAGCUGAUCGAACAUUCCGAGCGACUGGACUACAACCUGAACAAUAUUACAUGUUCUCCGUGACUGCUCAGACAAGAUUUGGAUGGGGAAAAACUGCAUAUGCGCUGGUGCUUACAACAAACAAUAGAGAGAGACCUCAGCCGCCAUCUGCGCCUCAAGUUAGCAGGUCACAAGUGCAAAGUCGACAGAUCACAUUCAGUUGGACUCCAGGGAGAGACGGAUUUGCCCCCUUGAGAUAUUACACAGUGCAAAAAGCUGAAAAUUCUGGAGCUUAUCAGAUCAUACCCGAACGGGUAGACCCUUCAGUAAAUUCCUACACUGCAAACAAUCUCAAGCCAUUCACAAACUACCAGUUUCGCAUACAGGCUACAAAUGAUAUCGGCCCUUCCACUUGGAGUACGGAAUCUAUUCAGGUUCAAACGCUCCCUGCUGCGCCAUCCAGAGCUGUAGUUGGGCUGAAAGUUGUACCUAUAACAACGUCCAGUGUAGAAGUUCACUGGGAGCCUAUCGAAGAGAUAUACUGGAGCGGAGAUCACGGGACGGGUGGUUAUCGGGUUGUUUAUCAGCCUGUUUCUGAUUUUCCAACGGCUCUUGAAGCCACUCCCAAAAAAGAAAUAUUAGGAAUCGAACACGAUAUGAUAGUUUUGAGCGAUUUGAUGGAAGACAAAAAUUAUGAAAUAGUCGUAGUGCCAUUCAAUUCGGAAGGUGAAGGUCCACCAAGUCCGCCUGUCACCGUUUACGUCGGUGAGGCUGUUCCUACGGGAGAACCGUUGCAGCUUGAAGCUAAGGCUGUAUCCUCAGUUGAAGUACAUCUGAGUUGGAAACCACCCCAGCUCAGUAUGCAAAAUGGGGAUCUUCUAGGGUACAAGAUAUUUUACCUAGUCACGGACUCCCCCCAGGAAUUGGACAAGCCUCAGGAAGAAGAAAUCGAAGUUGUACCUGCUUCAUAUUUGACACAUGGCCUAGUAUUUCUCGACAAAUAUACCGAAUAUCGUAUACAAGUAUUAGCUUUCAAUCCUGCAGGUGAUGGACCUCGAGCACCACCGAUCACAGUCAGAACAAAAGAGGAUAUACCAGGGCCUCCGCACAAUUUACAAUUUAUUGAUAUAACUAUGACGAGUAUGCGAGUCACGUGGGAUCCGCCUAAGAUGCGUAACGGAGAAAUUGUUGGAUAUAUCGUGGCUUAUGAAACUGCAGAGCAAAACGAUCGUUUUAGCAAACAAGUGAAGCAAAAAGUAACGGAAACGAGUUUACUCGUUCAGCCUUUAGAAGAGGAAGUAACUUAUACGUUUACAGUUAGAGCCCAAACCAUAGAUUUUGGGCCAGCAAUAUUCGGCAACAUAACAACCGGACCACAGCAAGGCUCGCCUACGGCUCCAAGUGAACUUACAAUUUCGAAGACUGUCACCAGUGUAGAUUUACAGUGGGUCAAUGAAGCAUCUGGUAAAGGGCCUAUAUUGGGAUAUUACAUUGAAACUCGACGCAAAGAUGAUGCUCGCUGGCAGACAAUCGUAAGGACGAGCAAUGGUCCUCUUACAGAACACACCGUAUCUUAUCAAAAUCUGCUUCCGUCAACUUCGUAUUUAUUUAGAGUUAUAUCGUAUAACCGGUACGGCAUCAGCUAUCCAGCCUAUUCCAAAGAUGCGGUUUUAACUCCGUCAAAGUUGUACCUGGAAUAUGGCUACCUGCAGCAUAGACCCUUCUACCGGCAAACUUGGUUCAUGGUCGCCCUUGCGGCAUGCUCAGUUAUUAUCAUAAUUAUGGUAAUUGCCAUAUUAUGUGUAAAAAGCAAGAGUUACAAAUACAAACAAGAAGCCCAGAAAACUCUUGAGGAAUCGAUGGCAAUGGAUAUCGACGAUCGACAGGAAUCAGAUUUGGAAUUAUACAGAUCGCGUCAUCCUGGUGGAGGAACGAUGAAUGUUGCUAGUAAUUGUGGUACACUAGGCAAAAGAGGGACAUUGGCUAGGAAAUCAACGCAUCAUCCUCCGCCUCCGACGAUGCUUGGAAAAUCUCCACCUAGACCUUCUCCGGCAUCUGUAGCAUAUCAUAGCGACGAAGAGAGCCUGAAGGGCUAUGAUGAAAAUCCUGAUGACAGUAGUGUCACAGAAAAACCUUCUGAAAUUAGUUCCACUGAUUCACAGGGUUCUGAAAGUGAAAAUGAGAGCGUGCAAUCAGAUCCGCACUCGUUUGUGAACCAUUACGCGAAUGUCAAUGAUUCACUGAGGCAGUCUUGGAAACGGCAAAAGCCCGUUAGAAAUUAUUCUUCGUAUACAGACUCUGAACCAGAAGGAAGCGCUGUGGUCAGUUUGAACGGAGGACAAAUCAUCAUGAAUAAUAUGGCGAGGUCGAGGGCUCCCUUACCUGGUUUUUCGUCAUUCGUAUGAUCCGUGAUUUCACUCCAAAGAUCCAACGACUUAAAGACUUCAACCAAAAUCCUAAAUAGUGUACGUGAACGUGGACAAAAUGACAAUAACGCAGAUUACUUUUGAUGGUCACGGCUUUCGACGGUUAAUAGUGUUGUGUUGUAUGAAUGGUGAGUAAAAGACUGUGACAGACACUGGAUAAAAAGACGUUUUUCAAAUUGAUAAUCUUAAGUUUUAGGUCAUCUUGAUAUUGUGAUAUACUGUUACAUAUAAUUAUUUAUAAUUCUAGGCAUUCUCAAUUCAUAUGCGAUGAGCUCAAGUCCAUCUUCAGCAAUUAGUAGCUAGCCAAUCGAAUUUUUUAGGUAAUUGCCUCCUUGUCGAACAAACGCAUAACUUUUUUAAGUUCUCAUUCAUUCAUAUACAUAUUGUAGAUAGUUACGUGAAAAUAUUUGACGAGACAAGAUUUGCCUAUAGAAACCAGGCAAGUCUUACAAUGAGAAAUGAAAAACGGAGAAGAUUCUGUUUCAUUGAUACUUACUACUUCAUUUACAGAUUCCAAAAUAGCUCUUUAUUUAAAAUAAACAGCAUACACAAUUUUUUUUUUUUUUUUGCGUUAUCACAGCUCUUGCCUGGUUGCACAAUGCAAUUUAUUCACACGUUACAAAAUCUGUGAAUAAGCAUGCGUUCAUUUUGAAUACCGGUAAGAGUUGAAAAUACCAGUCGGAAAUCGUCUCUUAACAAAAUUUUACUUUUCGUUUCACUGCCGAAUGUUUCUAUACGAAUACAAACAUUUUUUUAUUUUGAUUAAUAUGUUGUGAAUAAAAUAGGAAGCCCGUCUUUAGUCAAAUGAAAUUGAAUUAGUGCAGUUUUCCUUGUACAUAUAAUUUUUCAACCAAUGAACUGGAUAGAAUUUCUCUAUUAUUAAUUUCGCGAUCGUUAUAGGAACUAGGGCUAGAUAUAUGGGACAAGGUGUACCGGACUAAAGAGCUGGAAAUCAUAGCAAAAGCAAAGAAAAAUCAUCUCGGAAUUUGAUUACUCAAUUAAAAACUGUUUCUACGAAUCAUAAAUAAUUCCAUAAUUCAUUAAGCUUACUAAGUGGUUGUAUAUAGAACGGUUUUUUAAUGCAUUUUGUAAGGUUAUUUUCCUAUUACAUUCUUUAGGACCAAUUCAAGGGUAAUAGAAAAAGGCUGAUCUUUCUACUUAUAUCGUAACGUCUACAUACUAUAUCGACUUAUAAUGAUCCUUCAAGGAGCCCAGAGCAUAAGUAACUGUACUUUUAAAACAUAAAAAUUUAAUCAGGACAAAAUCUACUCACCUAGGAAGAAUGAAAAGGAGAAAAAACGCAAGGUUAUCACAAAAUUUGCAAACAUUAGUAAUACCCUGUUACCAAUUAUGCUCUAGACUUCCAAAUCAAUGGAGUAGAUUUUACUACGUCUUAUAGCAAUGAAUUAAAAUCACCGUCCGGUGUUGUAACAAAGAGCUAUAAAUAUAUUAUACUAAUUAAUAAGAAUAGAAGGAACACAGAAGUGUCUCUUUAACACUGCCAACAAAUUUUUAGUUCAAAUUUUUUUAAUAUUUAUAUUACUUUACUUUUGUAAUUAUUAUUAAAAUAAUAUAAAUUAUAACUGAUUAUAAUAAAUCAAUCAAAUUAUAA
Molecule: messenger RNA, 9663 nt
Organism: Athalia rosae (coleseed sawfly)
Lineage: Eukaryota; Metazoa; Arthropoda; Insecta; Hymenoptera; Athaliidae
Gene: sdk
Product: protein sidekick
Exons: 32
Coding region: 1332-8030 (2232 amino acids)
Biological process (GO): cell-cell adhesion
Molecular function (GO): protein binding
Source: RefSeq, a predicted model, not a curated record